Bursaphelenchus xylophilus (pine wood nematode) is the source of this 1248-nucleotide messenger RNA. The record is from the annotation of a GenBank genome assembly. NCBI's taxonomy places the organism in Eukaryota, Metazoa, Nematoda, Chromadorea, Rhabditida, Aphelenchoididae.
AUGGAGAGUUUGAUCGGGUUACUAGGACAAAAUACCUCUGACAGGUAAGAUCUUUUCACGAGUAGUUCUUUAUUAUUUAGUGUUCCCACUGCCGAACUUCAAUCAGCGGGACCAAAUCCAGGAGCCCGGUUAAUGGCCAGUGAAACUGUAAAGAGCAUGUGGAAAAUGAUGGUGAUUAACAUAGAGGGAAAUGCCGAGAAUAAGGAGAAAGGUAACUGUUUUGUUGAUUAUUGAAGUUUCGGUUUAGAAAGGUCUCCGGUGGAAGGGAUUCAACAUAAUCUGAAGCAACAAGAACAUCAAUUAGACCAUCUGGUUUCGAAUAACAGAGAACUGAAGGGCCUCAAGGAUAGGAUCAACCAUGUGUACGACGAUCUGGUUCGGAGAAGCGAAAUGGUAGGUGCGAUUGUUUAGGCAUUUGCUUUAGGGAAAAAUAUUUUCGCCCAGAAUUAAAAAUAGUUUUCCCCAGAAAAGGUGAUUAUAGAAAAAGUCCUAUUUUCCCCAGAAAGCAUAAUUUUGUAAAAAUAAGGCACGGAAGUAGUAAAAAAUGAUGAAUAAGUCAUUUUAUAGAACAUUAGAGAAUUUAUUCAGACGUGGUUUGCAUAAAUCAUUCUUACUUUUUUCAAAAUUCAAUUAAUAAGUCGUCUAAGCAAUAUCUUGGAGUAUUGAUUUUAUUUUCUGCGUUUUCAAUAACCCAAUCUUGACCAUUUUCUGCAAAAAAUGCAACUGUUACUGUUUCACUACUACUACUUCAUUUCACUAGUAAAGUUACUUAUUCAUCACUUUUUACUACUUGCGUGCCUUAUUUUCAGUUAUGCUUUGUGGGGAAAAGUAUUUUUAGUUCUCAGACCCUUUGUUUUAUAUUGUAAACUUCUUUGUUUGACAUUUUGCGCUAGGUUUGGUCUUAUUCUGCGCGUUUUAGGAGCUCCAAGCAUCAUUGCGCCAUGUUGAACAGCUCCGAGAAAAGUAUUCUCAAGAACUGGCAAGCCUUGGCCAGGAAAAUAAGUAAGAUUUGCAUUUAUGGUCGCUUUAUCUAUCAUUUAUUUUAGAGCAAAGCAAGAUGAGAUAAAAAAAUUUGAAGAAGAAAAUACAUCAUUAUUUGAAGGAUGUGUCAAACUUGAAACUGAAAUAAAGAGAUUGGAGGAUGAAGUAAAGAGAAAAGUAAGGCUUACUGUUUUCUUUGGGGUAACGUCUUUUCAGGAUCAGUCUUAUAUACAGUCAAUCAUAAACCAACAAAUUUCGAGAUGCUGA